AUGCUGCGCCUCUCUCUUGCUGUUAAUGAUCAGAUACGGCCACAAAUCGCGUCCCACGCUGAUCAUGCUUUCUUGUUGAUCCCUGAGGGAUUAUUGGUCAAUUGCCCGUUAUGGCUUUGCGCCGACCCCACCAGAAAUCCCGGCAUGGCUUGUGAUGAGGCUCGACCAUUAUGUUCCAAUUGCGAAAACCGAAAGGAGACCUGCGACUAUGACACCGAUUCAUCUCUCAUCUGGGCCACCGAGCGGAAGCUGCGCCGAAGAGGUCAAAGACAGACGGAAUCCCUAGAGCCCGGUCUGCCAGACCGGUACGAUACAACCACUGCUCCGUUUGAUAUACUGAACCGAUUUGGUGUUGAUAAUGACCCCACCGUUGCCUCCACUGCGUUGAACAUGAACCAACUCGAGCUCAUCGUCCAAUGGAACAAAGACACUCACCGGUUCUUUACCCGCAACGAAGAAACAAAACAUAUAUGGAGAGACCUGAUAGUCGAGGAAGCCUUUCAUACCCCAUUCCUGAUGCAUGGUGUCCUGGCGGUGUCCGCGCUGCAGUUCUCCCUAUCUAGACCUGAGCAACAGAAGGCCUUCUGGCUUGGCAUAGCCGCGGCGCAUAAGGGCCAAGCACUUCAACCCUUCCUCGCCAGCUUUUCUGAUAUCAAUGCAUCUAACGCUAAGGCGAUGUUAGGCUUUGCUAGCUUGGUAGUUGCCUUUGCGUUUGGAUCUGCACUCACGGGACGUUCCGAUCCCGAGAAACCCAGUCUAAGCGCACUCAACGAUGUCUUUGUUCUAUGCCGGGGUGUCCAGGAAAUUACAAGCACUGCUUCGGCUUUCUUGCGAGAAAGUACCUUUGCUCCCCUCUUCGAUAUCUCUCGCCCUGUCGUCAACAUUCCCCAUGCCACAACCGAGGCGCUCAACCAUCUUGCAAACAUGAACUCAGCGUCGUGGCUCGGCGAACAUCAUGACACCGCGACAUAUGCACGCGUGAUCCAGGCGCUGAAAGAUCUCUUGCCGUACGCAUAUCUUGAACCCACCUCUAUGACUUUAGCGGUAGGAUGGGCUAUCAGAUCCUUACCUGCAUAUCUCGAAAAUGUGCAGAAAUGGGAACCCUUUGCUCUGGUAGUUCAUGCUCACUACUGCGCCUUCCUUCACAUGGCACGUGAAAACUGCUUUAUUCAAUCUUGGGGCAGUGCUGUUCUCCGGGAUAUUUGGCAUAUAUUAGACUCGAACUGGAAAGAGCAUAUAAGCUGGCCUGUCAACCAAGUAUUUGGCCCAGGGGAUGUACUAUGA
Messenger RNA from Aspergillus affinis, 1284 nucleotides. Its product is annotated as Zn(II)2Cys6 transcription factor. Gene Ontology annotation, biological process: regulation of transcription by RNA polymerase II. Lineage: Eukaryota; Fungi; Ascomycota; Eurotiomycetes; Eurotiales; Aspergillaceae. The record is from RefSeq and is a predicted model, not a curated record. Gene Ontology annotation, molecular function: DNA-binding transcription activator activity, RNA polymerase II-specific. The transcript is spliced from 2 exons. Bases 1 to 1284 code for a protein of 427 amino acids.